AGUUCUCUACUGUAGCUGCUAAAGCGCUAGUGUCGGAAAAGGGUUUUAUAAGUUUUCGUUCUCCCAACUGUCAUAUCUUGUGUAUGUCCAAGCAAAAAACUGGAUUAUUACCACGUCGGCUAUUUUUGAUUAUUAAAAUGUCGGUGAUUUUUUACUGCCCACUUUGCAACGGUUUUCCAUAAAAGCCAAAUUAACGUAAAUUCUAUAGUGGCCUUUGACCUGUGGUGUGGUUGUCCAAAGUCACAAAAUUUUCCAAUAAACAAUGUCAAAUUUGCCAAGGAGAACAGCUACUGAGAACCUGCUGAAUAAACUUCACCAAAAACAAUUAACGGGGAAGUGGGAAAAUUACAGCCAUAGACAAGGCAAAGCUCCAUUGUUUGGGCGAUUGAAUGAACGGCUAAUAUUUCAACUAGACAAAGUAAUUCCAUUGUCAGCCUUGGAAGCAGGACAUAUUCUUCUUGGAUUUUCAAAAUGUGCCCAAUUCUUAUUGACAUAUACCCAUUCAGUUGAGCUGGAAGUAAAUUUGCUGACUAUGGUCCACAAAUAUAAGCUGCAUUGGUGGAGUUUUGUGCCUUACAAGCAAGCCAACAAGGUGGCAGAAGUCACUUUAUUUAGUGACCAAGGAGUUAAUCUGGCUUUGCAAAUUGUGUUGUGCUAUUGGCCAGGUGACUCUACACGUAUACUAGUCCAUGGAAGCAGCAUCCAAUCCGAGGGUGAAAGUAGAGAGUGUUAUUUAACCGUCACGUCAGUGCCAUCUGUGAAUUGUCCUGAUUGCCACCGGAUAGCUCAGUCAUUUGGAGACGAAGAUUUGGCUGCAAGCUGGGAUAGUUGCGUUCGCUUUAGUUGCCUCAGACAUGGCUACACCAUCCAUAGCAAUUAUUCAACCGUACCGCCUUACCCAUCCUUUAUCGCCUCUGUUUCUUUACGCUGCGACGGCACGAUCGUGAUCAACACCGCCAACUUCUUACAUGUCCUGUCUUUUCAAGUGGAAUUUCCACCGAAUGGGUCUAGCGGUGAUCAAGAUUUUCUCUUGUCUCAGCCUGCUUCGCUGGACGAUGGACAUCAACAGCAACUACCAGCUGUUCAGCGUGAAUGGGAAGAGGACUCCGAGCGCUCAUACUCUUUUUCCAACGUUCGGUCUACUUCCUCUGUGACUUCCAAUACUCCAAACAUGUCGCCGAAUUUUACCUCAUCAAGCAGUCAACGAAAAUCUAUCGGAAGCCCUAUUCCUCAUGCAAACAGCACCAACCAAGAAUCAGAGUAUGAUUUCAUGGAAGAUACUUCGGAACUCCCACGUGAAACGAUCUCCGCGUUUCGAAAACGUCGUUUGGCCGACAAAAAGUACGAAUUUACGGAUGAAAAUACGGAGAACAUCCCCCUGAAAGUAAUGCGGAAAAGACGUGAUCUCGAACACCAGUUACAGCAACAGCUGCAGCAGCAUCAAUCCUUUGUAGUUGUUUCGGGUUCCAAAGAUGUCAAUGAUGAUUGGGAAUGGAAUUUUAGCUGUACCGUCGGUACGAAUGAUGUAUUGCGACCGUUCAAUUCCAACAUCCCCACCCCUAUCCGGUCCCCCGAUUGGGACCGACUAGGAGAACUAGUUGAGGAUACCCGACCUCCAAUAGAACUCCAAAGAGAACCUUCAAAGCUGGCAGAGCCACCAACUUGCGUCGCUCAAUUUCAGCGAAGGUACUUUGAAGUAGAUGAUGAGCUAGUCAGUGUUAUUACGGACAUUGAAGAUGAUGACCUGAGUAGCAGCACAGGUUAUCAUAACGCACUACCGUUGGAAGUUCAUGGAGCUGGCUACAAUCAGAUGGCCAUGGUUUCGAACGCCAAAGCCUUUCGACUGAAGCUUCCGCACGUUUGUGUUAAGCAGAUGAGCAUUGACACGGAACAGUUUUGUCAUGAAAUGGCCCAGCGAUUAUGUACUCAAGCCCAAAAAAAAUACUGGUUUUGCAGCGAUUUCAACGUUGAGAUUAUUGAUCUGUGUCUGGAAACAAAUGACGUUGUUGCAGCAGCUUACAUGCUCGUUGAAGCCGAUGUACCUCAGACCAAUCAGAAAAUGCAACGAAGUCUGUGUCAAGCCAGCGUUUUCUUCGCCUGGAAUACAGAAACCGGACAACACCGAAUCAUCGAUUACGAUUUACCUGUAGAGAUAGCAACCAUUACUUCCCAAAAUCAAGCAGUUUCUACCAGUCGAUCCGGUUGGCAUCCAGCAAAAGAUAUUGGCCGACGCUUACGCAAAGAAUUGAUGACCCCAGCAAAACCAGUUUACACCCUAACAAACAUCCCCGAACUCACAGGGCGAUCAUUUAAUGUAAUCUAUGACCCAUCUCGGACAUUCGCCAUUGUGUUGUACGACAAGAAAUAUUAAACAAUUGUUAUAAUA
Molecule: messenger RNA, 2386 nt
Organism: Daphnia carinata
Lineage: Eukaryota; Metazoa; Arthropoda; Branchiopoda; Diplostraca; Daphniidae
Exons: 10
Coding region: 263-2371 (702 amino acids)
Biological process (GO): protein ubiquitination
Cellular component (GO): Cul4-RING E3 ubiquitin ligase complex
Source: RefSeq, a predicted model, not a curated record